This is a messenger RNA of Capsicum annuum, 2641 nucleotides long. RefSeq names its product RING finger protein 10. The transcript is spliced from 9 exons. The record is from RefSeq and is a predicted model, not a curated record. Bases 311 to 2395 code for a protein of 694 amino acids. Lineage: Eukaryota; Viridiplantae; Streptophyta; Magnoliopsida; Solanales; Solanaceae. Gene Ontology annotation, biological process: positive regulation of transcription by RNA polymerase II. Gene Ontology annotation, molecular function: transcription cis-regulatory region binding; metal ion binding.
AGAUAGUUUUAAAUUUUUUUGACUAAUAGUGUUUAUAUAUAAUUUAUUAUUAUUAGAUAAAUAUUUUUAAAUACUAAAAAACACUAAUGUUCAAAUCAAAUAUUUUCACUAAACACAUAUUCAAAAUUUCAUAAAUAAAUAAGUUAGCAAAAAUAUUUGAGAAUCCUGGGCAAACUCUAACUAAAAGAGCGGGGCGGGGGGCAUAGAUAGAUAUAUAUAUAUAUAUUGCGGUGAUUGGGAGACAAAAACCCGAAAAGAUCAAACCCCCAUUUGUGUGUAAUCAAAUCAAUCUCUCCCCUGCAAAUAUUUCAUGUCCAUCUUGCCCUCUCAUUCCCAUACUGACAAUCAUACAGCAGCAUCGUCAUCUUCAAUCUCUACAAACCCUAACUCCAAUCAUGGAUCCGAACACCAGCAGCAAUACGGCCCUUCCCACAACUUGUCAGGAAACAUGGUUACCCCUGCAUAUCCCUCCUCUACUGGUUCCUCCAAAAAGGUGAACGACUCCAGUAGCAGUCGACACGGCCGCCAUAACCCUCCUCGAGAUAGGAACACUGCUGCCCGCUCAGCUCCAAGAAGAAACCACAUGGUUAGUGGAAACCACUUGCUCAAUUUUCACUAUGAUCCCAUUUCUCGUCCACAAUCUAGGCUGCGCCUCCCUCCUCCAAGGAGAGGAGGAUACCUCAAGAGAAAACCUUACAACAAAGACUUGUUUCUUCAAGCAAAUUACAAGUUUGUUCUCUUGGAUUCUGGCAAUUACGCCCCUCACUCCUCAAUCGAUCCGGACAAAAUGUUACAGUGGGAGGAUAUUGUUUGUGUCAGAUAUUCCACUCCAUUUCAUGUGCAGUGCCCCAUAUGCUUAGAGGAUCCCCUCUGUCCUCAGAUAACUUCAUGUGGUCAUAUCUUUUGUUUCCCAUGUAUUAUGCAAUAUUUUAUCAUCUCCGAAGAAGAUGACCAUAAGGACGAUUUCAAGAAGAAAUGCCCCUUGUGCUUUAUGAUGAUAUCUUCAAAGGAUUUGUACACCAUUCAAAUUGAGAACGUUAAGCAACAUCGUGUCGGUGAUGUCAUUGAAUUUUCCCUCUUAACCCGUAACAAGGAUUCGUUUACUUUAUCGUUGAAAAAUAAUGAUGGCAUUGUUGGUGGAGAGGAGGUUCAAAAGUCGUUUUCAAAAUUCACAUUUACGUCAGAUGUUGACCUCUCUGUCCGAGAGGCAAUGUCUGAUCUUGAUAGUUGGUUAGCUAGAGCAGAUUCAGGCUUAGUUGAUGACAUGGAAAAACUUCCCUUUGUCUGCGCUGCAAUGGAACAAUUGGAGCAGAGGAAGAAGUACUGGAAUAUGCAACAUAUUGCUGUCCAAAACCGCAAAUCUGACGAAGAUAAUUGUUUUGAUAAGUGCUCUUAUAGUUCUCAGGCAACAGAAAGUGUUCAGGCCCAUUCUGCUGGUCAAUCUACUCCUGAAAUGGCAUCCAGUCAUCCAAAUGAUAAGCCAAUAUUGCAGGAGAAGUCAACUCUCAAUAAGAUAGCGAGGGACUCUCAGUUUGUUCAAGCUGCAGAUUUUGAAUCACUUGAAGAUUGUAUUGGAUCUUCAUUGUCUUUAUAUGACUAUAACAAGAGCCUACAGAAAGACACUAUUGGCAUUACGAAUAGAGAAGAAAUCAGUUCCUACAGUUUCUACCAGGCAGUUGAUGGUCAGCACCUUAUCCUUCAUCCACUGAACAUGAAGUGCCUUCUGCAUUACUAUGGUGGCUAUGAUAGUCUUCCUAACAGAAUCAGUGGAAAGAUAUUACAAAUGGAAUCUGUGACGCAAUCGGAGGCCAUGAGAAGGCGCUACCGCUUCCUAAGUCAUUUUUCUUUGACAACAACAUUUCAGCUCUGUGAAAUUGAUAUCAGCAAAAUGUUGCCCAUGGAUGCACUUUCUCCAUUUAUGGAGGAAAUCAAAAGUAGGGAAAAACAAAGGAAGUGGCUAGCUAGGAAGGAACGGCGUGAACAAGUUAAAGCUGAAGCCAUUGGCAUGCACUCAGAGCCUUUGCCCUUUAGCUUUUCAGAACCUUCUUUCACAGAAGAACCUAAUUUCACUAGCAAUGACUUCGAAGCUUUGGGAAGUACGAGUGUAACAUCAUCAAGCUCCCCAGUGCCUGGAGGCAAGCAGCUGUUCUCCAAUGUUGCAAGGCUUGGUUUUGCCGCUGGAUGUGAUCCUCCAGCGCUGAAAAUGGAUGAGUCCGCAUGUGAUUCUUCUGUGGCAGCUGGAACAAGGAGUCCUGGAAUCCCGUCCUUCGCAAAUGUAACAUCCAAAGCAAAAGCUGUUGAAGGUCCCAACGCGUCCAAGUCAAAUGAUGCAGGGAAGAGAGGGAAGAAGCCAAAUCGGAUCCUAAUGUCAACGUAUGGUGGUAGGCGUUACUGAAUUUUGAAGGAACCUGAUAACGAAAUCUAUCUGUAUAUUAAGAAAUGUUGUCCUUUAGGAGGAACCGAGAUUUGUUAGUUGUAGGUUUGAGCAUGGUGUUUUGGUACAUUGUUGUGAAGGUUGUAGUAGGUUCAGCUGUUUUGCUUCCUACAUCAUCUUCCUUUUUUAGUUUUUACUCCGUUUCCUCCCAUUCACUGGUGUUGUUUUGUGUGCCGAUUAUUGCAUUAUUUCAUUUUCGUUAUUGUC